Callorhinus ursinus (northern fur seal) is the source of this 1455-nucleotide messenger RNA. The record is from RefSeq and is a predicted model, not a curated record. NCBI's taxonomy places the organism in Eukaryota, Metazoa, Chordata, Mammalia, Carnivora, Otariidae.
AUGGGCGGACAGGUGAGCACUUGUGGCAGCUUCCAGAGCCUGCCAUGCACCACAAAUACAGACUGGAUGUCAGCGCUGUGCCCCCUGCUCUGGGAUGUGCCCCUCCACCACCUCUCCAUCCCAGGAAGCCACGACACCAUGACCUACUGCUUGAACAAGAAAUCGCCCAUCUCCCAGACCCAGUCCUGGCUGCUGCAGCUUCUGGGCAAGGUCCUGCCAUGUGUCACCCGCCCCGUGGUGCUCAGGUGGUCCACCACCCAGGUGCUGGACGUCACCAAGCAGCUGGAUGCGGGGGUGCGGUACCUGGACCUGCGGAUUGCACACAUGCUUGUCGGCACUGAGAAGAAUCUACACUUUGUGCACAUGGUAUACACCACUGCUCUGGUGGAGGACACGCUCACGGAGAUCUCAGAGUGGCUGGAGAACCACCCCCGGGAGGUUGUCAUCCUGGCAUGCAGGAACUUUGAGGGCAUGACGGAGGACCUGCAUGAGUACCUGGUUGCCUGCAUCCGGAACAUCUUUGGGGACAUGCUGUGUCCCCGAGGGGAGUUGCCGACACUGAACCAGUUGUGGUCACGCGGGCAGCAGGUCAUUCUGUCCUACGAGGAGGAAAGCGUUGUGAGCCGGCACGGGGAGCUGUGGCCUGGGAUCCCCUACUGGUGGGCGGACCAGGUGAAAGCCCAGGAGCUCAUCCAGUACCUGGAGCGCAUGAAGAGCUGCGGCCGCCCAGGCGGGCUGUUUGUGGCGGGCAUCAACCUGACAGAGAACCUGGCGUAUGUCCUCGGGCACCCGUCCCAGUCCCUCAGGAAGAUGACCCUCCCGAACCUGCCGUACCUGAGCGCAUGGGUCCGGGAGCAGUGCCCUGGGCCGGGCGCACGGUGCACCAACAUCAUCGCGGGCGACUUCAUCGGUGCGGACACGUUUGUGGGCGACGUCAUAAGACUCAACGAGAAGCUGCUGAGAUGCUCACAUGUCCCUUCUGCAGCUCACGUGGAGUGCGGGCGGGAAGAGUGGGGAGGAAUUGGGGUGGAGCGGUCAGAGCCCGGAGAGGAGGUCUGGGGAGAUGUGUGUGCCCCUGGCCCCGCCCCGGCCACUGGGCCGACCGGGACAGUGCUGCAGGACUUCACGCCUGCCCCAGCCAUUGAGAAGGCCAGACAGUUCUGCGAGGGGCCUCACACUCCCCAGUCCACUGAGCCGGCCCGGACAGUGCUGGGGGACCUCGCGCCCCCAUCCGCUCAGCCGGCCCGGAGGGGGCUGCGGGACCUCGUGCCCCCCGUCCACUCAGCCGGCCCGGAGGGGGCUGGGGGACCUCACACCAUCCCCGUCCACUGUGUGGGCCCGACAGCACAGGGGACCUCGUAUCAGCUCCACACUCAGCCCUCGGGGCCCCUGUGGGAGGAGUGGAGCCGGCUGGCUGUGAGCGCAGACCAUCCUGGCUUUGUGCUGCAUCAAUGA